AGAAUGUCAGACAUUCUAGAUGAAGUUAGUUGGCGGAUGGGUGGGAGGGAAUGCUAAUGGAGCAACUUGGUGUGUUGCCAAGCCUUCAGCAAGUGAACGUGUCCUCCAGCUGAACAUUGAAUAUGCUUGCAACAUGUUGCCUAGUUGCAAGAUGAUUCAAUCAGGUGGGGCGUGUUUCUACCCGGACACACCGAUGAAUCAUGCAUCUGCCAUCAUGAACCACUACUAUGCAACUAAUGGAAGAAACCUUUGGAACUGCAACUUCUCAGACUCUGCUCUCAUUGCUGUCACUGAUCCAAGUAAGCAUUUUUUUUAUAUAUAAAUGGAAAUGUAGCCUUAAUGGGAUUUUGAU
Cicer arietinum (chickpea) is the source of this 352-nucleotide messenger RNA. The record is from RefSeq and is a predicted model, not a curated record. NCBI's taxonomy places the organism in Eukaryota, Viridiplantae, Streptophyta, Magnoliopsida, Fabales, Fabaceae.